AUGAGACACAGCAUAUGGCCUCGCGUUGCCUUGCCCAACGGCGGCCAGCUAUUACGACAAUGUAGACCACCACAGUUGUCAUGCAAACCGCACACCCACACGCAGACGCGGUGUCUGAAUGCGGCGGCUGCUGCAGCCCAAGUCACACCGAGCUCCCAACAGCAACCACUCACCACCACCCGCCGCCGUCGUCUCGUCAAGGAUGCGAAGCCCUUCUCCGACUUCCUCACCGAUACCUUCCACCGCCAGCACGACUACCUCCGCAUAUCCGUGACGGAACGCUGUAACCUGCGCUGCCUGUACUGCAUGCCCGAAGAGGGCGUGCCACUGUCGCCGACCAGGGAACUCCUGACCACUCCCGAGAUCGUCCUGCUGUCCUCCGUCUUCGUCUCCCAGGGCGUCACCAAGAUCCGCCUGACGGGCGGGGAGCCGACGGUGCGCCGAGACAUCGUGCCGCUCAUGCACCAGAUCGGCGCCCUCCGCCCCCACGGCCUGCGGGAGCUCUGCCUGACCACCAACGGCCUCUCCCUCCACCGGAAGCUCGACAGCAUGGUCGAGGCCGGCCUCACCGGCGUCAACCUGAGCCUCGACACCCUGGAUCCGCACAUGUUCCAGAUCAUGACCCGGCGCAACGGCUUCGACGCCGUGAAGAAGAGCAUCGACCGCAUCCUUGCCCUCAACAAGCUCGGCGCGGGUAUCAAGUUCAAAAUCAACUGCGUCGUCAUGCGCGGCCGCAACGACGCCGAGAUUGCCCCCUUUGUCGAGAUGACGCGUGAAAAGGACGUCGAGGUGCGCUUCAUCGAGUACAUGCCCUUUGACGGCAACAAGUGGAACAAGGGCAAGAUGCUGGGCUACGCCGAGAUGCUCGACGUGAUCCGCAAAACGUACCCUACGCUGGCCAAGGUCGAGGACCACAAAAACGACACGAGCAAGACGUGGCACGUCCCCGGGUUCGCGGGCAAGAUUGGCUUCAUCACGAGCAUGACGCACAACUUUUGCGGUACCUGCAACCGGCUGCGCAUCACCAGCGACGGGAACCUCAAGGUCUGCCUUUUCGGCAACACCGAGGUGUCGCUGCGGGACAUUGUGCGAAAGUCCAACAACGGCGACCCCAUUGACGAGGCGGCGCUCGAGGCGAUGAAGCAGAUCGAAAUGGACCGCCGGCAGGGGCUGGCGGACGCUGGAAAGCCGCUCGGCACGGCGCUUAACGAGGCGGAGCUCUUGGACGUCAUUGGCAUGGCCGUCAAGCGCAAGAAGGAGAAGCACGCGGGCAUCGGGGAGCUGGAGCACAUGAAGAACCGGCCGAUGAUCUUGAUAGGUGGGUAA
Messenger RNA from Colletotrichum orchidophilum, 1326 nucleotides. RefSeq names its product molybdenum cofactor biosynthesis protein A. Bases 1 to 1326 code for a protein of 441 amino acids. The transcript has a single exon. Gene Ontology annotation, biological process: Mo-molybdopterin cofactor biosynthetic process. Gene Ontology annotation, molecular function: GTP 3',8'-cyclase activity; cyclic pyranopterin monophosphate synthase activity; metal ion binding. The record is from RefSeq and is a predicted model, not a curated record. NCBI's taxonomy places the organism in Eukaryota, Fungi, Ascomycota, Sordariomycetes, Glomerellales, Glomerellaceae.